AUGGCGAACCGCCUUUCUCACUCUCUCGAUGAGAUUGAAGCGCACACUCCCGCGAUCAAGUCCCAAGAUGCGGACACCGAUGUCACCUCCAAGAACGGCGAGCAGAUAAAAGAAGGCGACCAUGUAUACACGCGGAUAAGAGGUGGAAGGCACGAGGGCGAUAAGGUAGACAAGAUGGUGGCCAACCAAGAAGAAGCUGAUGCAGAGGGCGUAAAGCACCCACCAAAGGUACGUCUCCUGAUCCUGCGAAGGGGAGAAGUAGCGACGACAAGACACUGA
Messenger RNA from Alternaria ethzedia, 279 nucleotides. RefSeq lists its product as uncharacterized. The transcript is spliced from 2 exons. Lineage: Eukaryota; Fungi; Ascomycota; Dothideomycetes; Pleosporales; Pleosporaceae. The coding region runs from base 1 to 279 and encodes 92 amino acids. The record is from RefSeq and is a predicted model, not a curated record.